UUGGGUUUCGGAGUGAGCAUCAGUCACUCUCCCACCUACAGCACCGGACUACGCUCAACCCGUCAGAGGAACAUGUUGCUGCAGAAACUGUUUGUUUGGAUCCUGUCAGUGCUGUGUGGCACCGAUGUGUGUUCGGGAUUUGUCUACGACCGGGCCAAACGCUCAGGAGAGGACGGGACUUCAGCCAGGACAGAGUCUCGCUCUGUGUCUCAGUACAUACCGACCUCCGGCUCCUGCAGGAACAGGUGUUUUGAGCUGGUUGAGUUGGAGCCACCAAACUGUCGCUGUGACAACCUCUGUAAGACCUACAACAGCUGCUGCUCUGACUUUGACCAGCUCUGCCUCAGGACAGAGGGGGGCUAUGAGUGCGGUAAGGAUCGGUGUGGGGAGACUCGAAAUGAACAACAUGCCUGCCACUGCUCCGAUGACUGUCUGGCCAGAGGAGACUGUUGUACCAACUACAAGACACUGUGUAAAGGAGACAAUUCAUGGCUGCAGGAUGAGUGUGAGGAAAUCAAGACCCCUGAAUGUCCAGCUGGGUUUGUGCGUCCACCACUCAUCAUGCUGUCAGUGGAUGGAUUUAGGGCUUCUUACGUGAAGAGAGGAAACACUGUCAUACCCAACAUCGACAAACUCAGAACCUGUGGAACCCAUGCUCCAUACAUGAGACCUGUUUAUCCCUCCAAAACCUUUCCCAACCUCUACUCACUGGCUACGGGUCUCUAUCCAGAGUCUCAUGGUAUCGUUGGCAACUCCAUGUAUGACCCUGUGUUUGAUGCCACCUUCAACCUGAGAAGCCGAGAGAAACUCAAUCAUCGCUGGUGGGGAGGACAACCAAUAUGGAUCACAGCACUCAAACAGGGAGUGAAGGCUGCGACCUUCUUCUGGCCUAUUGCCAUCCCAUUAGAGAGGAGGAUACUGACCAUGCUGCAGUGGCUCCACCUCCCUGAAGGAGAGAGGCCCUAUGUUUAUGCAAUGCACUCUGAACAACCAGACACAUAUGGACACAAAAUGGGGCCUAUGAGCACAGAAUUGAACAACCCUCUGAGGGUUAUUGACAGAAUCGUUGGCCAGCUGAUGGACGGAUUAAAGCAGAUGAAACUUCACCGCUGUGUCAACAUCAUCCUGGUGGGAGAUCAUGGUAUGGAGGAGGCCCACUGCGAUCGCACUGAGUUCCUCAGUAACUACAUGACCGAUGUUGAUGACAUCAUCCUCAUCCCUGGGUCCCUGGGCAGAAUACGCUCCAGAUACCCCAACAACCCUAAAUAUGACCCCAAGGCUGUUGUUGCAAAUCUAACAUGUAAGAAAGCUGACCAGCACUUUAAGCCGUACCUUAAGAAGCACCUGCCUAAGAGACUGCACUACGCUAACAAUCGACGAAUUGAAGAGAUUCAUCUGAUGGUGGAGAGGAAGUGGCACAUUGCCAGGAAAGUUCCUGAAGGGAGGAGACACUGUGGCUUCUCUGGUGACCAUGGAUAUGACAAUAAGAUCAAUAGCAUGCAGACUAUUUUCUUGGGGUAUGGACCUACAUUUAAAUUCAAGACUAAAGUUCCAGCCUUUGAGAACGUUGAGCUUUAUAAUGUCAUGUGUGAUCUUCUGGGUCUGAAACCAGCCCCCAAUAAUGGCACCCAUGGCAGUCUGAACCACCUUCUGAGAAGCCCCCUCUACAGACCCACCAUGCCAGAAGAGGUCUCCAGGCCAACAGCCUCUGGUCUUGUUCCUGCAGGAACAGAUGACCUGGGCUGCAGCUGUGAUGACAAGAACAAAGUGGAGGAGAUAAACCAGCGACUGAGGCAAGCUAUUGAUGACAGCAGGAACCUGCCAUACGGUCGACCUGCUGUACUCUUCCGCACCAAAUACUCAAUCCUCCACCACAGUGAAUACAUCAGCGGCUACAGCGAGGCUCUCUCUAUGCCCCUCUGGACAUCGUACACUGUCAGCAGACAGGUAGAAGUGUCUCCUCUGCCUGAAGCUCUGUCCAACUGUGUGAGACCUGAUGCUAGAGUCCCUCCAGCCUAUAGCCAGUCUUGCACCAACUACAGAGCCGACAAACAGAUAACCUACGCCUUUCUGUACCCACCACAAUUAUCGUCAGCCAUAGACAAAAAAUAUGAUGCUGUCCUUAUCACCAACACUGUUCCCAUGUAUCCUGCAUUCAAGAGAAUAUGGGGCUACUUCCAGAGAGCACUGGUGAAGAAAUAUGCCACUGAGAGAAACGGAGUGAACGUACUCAUUGGACCCGUGUUUGAUUACAACUAUGAUGGUGUCAGGGACUCAGCAGAGAACAUUAAAGAGCACAUAAGUGGGACAUUACCCAUCCCCACACACUACUUUGUGGUCCUGACCAGCUGUUUAGAUUUCACACAGGCUGCAGACUCAUGUAGCGGCCCGCUCAGUAGCGCGGCGUUCAUCCUGCCGAACAGACCCAGCAACGAUGAGACCUGCAACAGCUCAGAAGAGGAGUCUCGCUGGGUGGAGGACCUGAUGAAGAUGCAUACAGCUCGGGUCAGAGAUGUGGAGAUCUUGACAGGCCUGGACCUGUACCGCAGAACCACUCGGAGCUACGCUGAAAUCCUCUCGCUCAAAACCUACAUGCACACUUACGAGAGCGAGAUCUGAUCUCCGCUGGCUCCACUAACAUUAAUGUUACUGAUCUCUUUCAGCCGUGGUGGAUGUAUGUGGUACAAGCAAGAGAUAUGAUUGUCUCUAUUACACUGACCUACACUAUCUUUAGCUCUCACUGGAUGCUGUGGUUGCUAUCUGCAGCUGUUCUCCAGCAUCCAUGUUGUGGCCCUAUCACUGAGCAUUUGGUUUAAUCUCAUUCAUUUCAUCCAUUGGUGAAGGUACAGCUUUGACACUACUGAGCUACUAGCUGAGGUAUUGUCCACUUUAGUUCUGUUUGGUAGUAGGAAAGCUAAACAGUUCCUCUGCUCUGUGUUAUUGUUUUGUGUUUGGCACUCAAAUUCAAUGAAAUGACAUCAAACUCAAAGAAACCUUCAGAUUAAGAACAGCCAAAUUCUAAACCUACAUAUUAUUCUAGCAUUCUAAAACACAGUGCUUGGUUUACCUUAUUUUUGUAUGUAGUUUUAAGAUAAAUACAAAGGUCAUAUCAAUGGCUCAGAUUAAAUCUGUACCAGUCAUUUUGUGCCAUAUUGUGUAAAUAUCAGAGAGGGCAUUUAGGUUAAUCCCAAUCUGCACUGUAAAAUUUCUGAUGUUCCCUUCUAUCGUUCUCAUGAUUUAGUAGAAAAGUUUUAUCACCAGCAGUAUGGCCAGAUCAAUUUGUUAGGGGCCCCAGGAGCAAAAUAUUUGCCAAUAGGCCCCUACUGAACAACCCUCCCUUCAACCCCAGGCCCGUACACUGUUGCCCCCAAGUUCUCAUCCAGUAAAGCACAGACAGCAGACACAUCUGCAGGUUUAACUGCCUUGAGACGAAGAGAACAAACAGUAAUCCCAUGAUGGAAUAUAAUCUGACACCAUUUUUGUUUUACUUUGAGGGUACAAGAUCAUAUGAUAAUGUAUUUUAAUGGUGCACCUUCACAAACAAAUUCACAAUUAAUCAAAUUACCAAAAACUAACACACACGGUGAACCUGAGGCUUUUGGGGCCCUCAAGGACCAAGGGCCAAAAGGGCAGUUGCCUUUGUCUACACAUUCCAUAGUGUUUCACAUUACCAAAUAUUUAAUUUUUCAUCUGUGAGCACUAUUACACAACUUCCAUAGUCAUUUAUACAUACUGCAGAUGUACCCUUGAUAAUGUUUUCUUUAAAGAAAUUUUACUGCACAGUACAGUCUAAAAAUCUAAUAUUUUCUAGAGCACAAUAUUUCAUGUCUGGAAAAUACUAAACAUUUUGAAGAUGGGAUAAAUAUUUAAUUCCAUUACAAACAGUCAGCAGAAUCAGUUCCAUACAAAAUAAUCCCAUUAUUAUUAAGGCAGGAUUUGUUAAACUAGUGCAAUGAGCGCAUAUUUUCCUAUAUGAUACUGACCCACUCUGUUUGACAUCGUUUACUCAUUAUACUAUGUCUACAUUAAACAAUUUCUCUUUAUGUUCAGUGAUUAAGAAGAAAUUGCCAUCAUUUUCUGACGUGGAAUAUUAAUGCAAUGUGUUUGUGUGUGUAUGUUGAUCUCAAGAUAUUUUCUGUUUGUGUGGCUGUUGUGUGUGUGUUGUGAUCUUGACUUUUUGUUCCGUGCACAAUAACAAUGUCAAUGACGAUGAUCUAUUAUCAUGUUUCCCUAAAACAUUUACCACCUGUGAUACUGUCCUAUUUAUGCUUUAUGUACAUGUCAUCACAAUAAACAUGUUUUAUUAAAUCAAAUGUGGUGCAUAUUAAGUUAGCCCACAGUCAGUCAGCUGUG
Messenger RNA from Xiphias gladius (swordfish), 4353 nucleotides. RefSeq names its product ectonucleotide pyrophosphatase/phosphodiesterase 2 (gene enpp2). The record is from RefSeq and is a predicted model, not a curated record. Gene Ontology annotation, molecular function: alkylglycerophosphoethanolamine phosphodiesterase activity; phosphatidylcholine lysophospholipase A1 activity; nucleic acid binding. Lineage: Eukaryota; Metazoa; Chordata; Actinopteri; Istiophoriformes; Xiphiidae. The coding region runs from base 73 to 2619 and encodes 848 amino acids. Gene Ontology annotation, biological process: immune response; phosphatidylcholine catabolic process. The transcript is spliced from 25 exons.